This is a messenger RNA of Drosophila teissieri, 8334 nucleotides long. RefSeq names its product trithorax group protein osa (gene Usp10). The record is from RefSeq and is a predicted model, not a curated record. Gene Ontology annotation, cellular component: nucleus; cytosol. Gene Ontology annotation, biological process: protein deubiquitination; DNA damage response, signal transduction by p53 class mediator; regulation of autophagy. The coding region runs from base 475 to 5097 and encodes 1540 amino acids. Lineage: Eukaryota; Metazoa; Arthropoda; Insecta; Diptera; Drosophilidae. The transcript is spliced from 10 exons. Gene Ontology annotation, molecular function: cysteine-type deubiquitinase activity; cysteine-type endopeptidase activity.
GUCAUCGAUGUGCGACAACCCUGGCAGCAGGAAGGUUUUUCGGCCGAAAAAUAAAGAACAAUAAAACGUUUGUGGCCCGCAGCAAAAAAGGGAUCGCCGAGUGCCGUGUUAACCGGUGACCUCUCGCCCGUGCCCCGUGACCUGUGACCCCGCGCAACGGCCCGCUUCAGUGUUAAUUUGUGGCAGCAAAAGCAGCAAAAUUUGGAGCAGCAGCGUGUAAAAAGUUGCGGAAUUAUCGUGGCACCGCGGAGAAAGAGAGAGAGCAGGAGAGAGCGAGCGGAGCGAGCAGAAGAGAGAGACUGCCGCACGCAUAAAAUAUGAUCAAAUUGCAAAAUUGAUCUCAAUUGGCCACUCAACAAAAGCAAACACAAAUUUCAAUGUUUGGCGCCUGCUGCGACUCUUGAGACUCGUCUACAUCCGCAAGUACAUCCAAUCGGGAUCUGAGCCAAGUUUCUCACUUUUGGCUUCAAAGCCAUGGCGUCCACGUCGACGUCGGCUUCCACGACGGCGGGAUCCUCCGGCGCGGCAGGCGGAGGAGCAGCCACGCCCAUCUCCACGCCCUCGACGCCCCAGCCGUCGGGCGUGAGCAGCGGACCCAGCAGUAACGUCAACAACAACAACAAUAACAACAACCUGGUCUCACCAUCCGGGAACAACAAUUUGAUGACCCCCGUCCAGGCAUUCACUCCGACCGGACAGCCAGUGUACAAUCCACCCGUCUACAUGUCCGCCCACGGUGGACACCCCCACGCCGGAGCCCAUUACCCGGCCAUGAUACCCGCUCCGAUGCCCAGCAACCACGUCUACGUGAACAACGUCACUGCCAAUGUGAACCUGCAUGGCUGGCCGCACGGGGUUCCGGCUUAUAUUCCGCCUGGAGGUCAGCAUCACUACAUUGGACACGGCGACAUGCCCCAGGAGCAGGGCAACACGGUGAUGCCGCACCUGCAGCCUGUGCCCAUCAAUUUGGCGCCCCAGGGCGGCUCUCCGAAUCCCCACGUCCCUAGAAUGGGUGGUGGACGCACGCGAGAACGCGGUCGUCCCCGUGGAGGCGGACCGCGACGCAAUGACUACCAUGGGCCACGUCACCUCCAGCAGCAGCAGCAGCAACUGAUCACCCUUCCGCCCCAGCAGCAAAUGCCACCGCCGGACGGAGCCAAUCCCGGGCUGCAACUUCAGCCGGAUCAGAUGGGUCAGCAGUUGGCGCCGCCAGAGGCGCAUAUGCAGCACCUACAGCAGUACUACGCCGCUGCGCCGCCUACCUACGCCUACGGGCCGUAUCCCUCUCCCUACUUCACACCGCAGCACGCCAAUCUGCAGCCUCCCCCCAAUGCCACUGCUGCCCAGCAGGCCACCGGGACGCCGCUCUUCAUCUCGGGACCGGUUAUGUAUAAUCCUGCGUGGUUCAAUCACGGUGGGUACAUCUACCCCAUGAUGCAUCCGGCCGAGUACCAAUAUGUGCCCGAAGACGCUGGCCAGCCGGGAGUGGAUGAACGUGGCGCUCAGCCGGACGGCGGAAUGACCCAGAUCUGGCACCAGGGCCCCAUGUACGCAGAGGACUUCGAAGUGCUUCAGCAGCAGCAGCAACAGGUGGCUGUACAUCCCAACGGAGGUGCCGUCAGUGUAGCCGAUGAGCUCAACCACAACAGCUCAUCCCUGCCCUCCUCGGAGACGUCGAGCAUGCUCAGUCCGAACUACCCCAUCUACGAUCCCCAGAUGCACGAGAUGCAGCAUCAAAUGGGCGUGAUGCAGAUCUACGACGAUGGUCAGAUGGCCGCUCUGCAGCCCAUCCAUCCAGGAGCUGGUCCGCUGCCACAGCAGUACGAGGAUGAGCUCGCCGAAUGCGGAGCUCCGCCACCAGGCGCUAUUCCUGUGGCCUGGACUGCUGCCAUGCCCCUGCCACCGGAUGGAGUCCAGCCUGCACUGCUGCCGCCGCCGCAUCACAUUUUGCAGCAAACAUCGCCCAUGCUAAUCGAACAGCCAGCCCAGUUGAUUCAGGCCCAACCUCCACAGCCACCAACACCCACUCCGCAACAGCAACAGCAGCAACAGCAGCAGCAGCAACAACCACAUCAGGAGCAAGCGGUUGACAAGAGUUUGACAAAGAACAACAACGAGGUGGUGGCCUUGGAUGAAAAGUUGGCCAACGAGAAGCAGCAGCAAAUCGAGUUAGAGUUCCGUCAGCAGCAACAGGAGCAACUGCAGCAGCAGCAACAGCAACAGCAUCAUCAUCAGCAACCACAACAGCAGCAGGUAGAAGAGCAGCAGCAGCAGCAACAGCAGCAGCCGCAGCAACUACAGCAGCAGCAGCAAACUGAAAAACCGCCAACAAAAGUGCCAAACCUGGUGGUAGCAACAGUGGCACCGCAGCUGCAACAGCCACCACCGCAGCAGCAUCAUCAGUCAGCUUCGCAGCAACAUCAGCAGCAGCAAACAUCCCCGGUGGUGGUGCCGCCACAGCAACAACAGCAGCAGCAGCAACAGCAACAACCUGCGCAGCAGACUAGCUACCAUGAUCAGCAUCAUUUGCCGCAGCAGCAGCAAUCGCAGCAACCGCAGCAACAGCGCAAGCCCUCGCAGCAAUACAAUCAAUCGCAGCAGCAACAGGUGCGUCGCAAGUACUCCUCGGAGUACAACCACCAUCAUCACCAGCACGGCAGCAGCGACACGGGCAUCCAAACCACCAAGACCAUGUCCUGGACCAAUUCCGCCCAGCACAAAAAGUCCACGCAGUCGGUUUCGGUCACCGCUUCUCCCAACAAUGUAAACAAUGGACCGGCAGUGGGUGCUGCAAGUGGUCCGGCGGGCAAAACCAACUACAGCCACACCACAAAGACGUUCACCAACCAGCAGCAUUACCAGCAGCAACACUACCACACUCAGAACAGCUACAACAACAACAAUAGCAACAGCAACAGCGGCGGAAACAGCAGCAACAGCAGCUCGAGCAGCAGCAACAACCAGCCUCAGGUGCGCAACUAUGGCACCAUGAAGGUGCCCUCCUCGCCGGUGGCAAGCACAGCGCCAACGCUGGAGCGCAAGAACAGCCAACAGACAGCGGCGGCACCCGCAGCAGCAGCAGCUGCAGCUGCAGCACCCGUGGCAAUCGCAACUGCAACUACCUCAACGGCCAGCAUUACAGCUAACCCGAAUCAAUUUCAACCGGAGUCCGGCAACAGUGGUGCCUCGCCAGCCGUAGCUGCCCCGCAGCAACAGCAGCCUGCAGCACAGCAACAUGCAGCACAAGCAGCAGCAGCCCCAAGCAAAUCCUACAGCAGCUAUGCCUCCAAAAAGCAUCAGAGCUACGAGCCCGUAGUCCUGAGCUCCGUGGUGGCCACCAGCUCGUCAGCCAACCCGCAGCCGCAGCUUAAUCUUGCCCCACCUGCGCCGCCAGCCUCGCAGAGCAGCAGCGACAGUUCGCAGCUUUCGUGGGCCAGUCUGUUUGCCAGCAACAAGCCCGUGGCGAAGGUGGCGCCCUACGAGGCCAGCAAAAUUGCCCAACAGCAGCAGCCAUCCCAUCCCGUGCUCCAAUUGGCUCCUCCGCAGCCCGCUCAAGUGGCAGCUGCCGCUCCAGUUGCUCAGCUGGCGUCGCCUCCCCAAAAUGUGCCCCUGCCCACGGCUCACCAGCAAUCACAGUUGCCAGCUCCUGUGCCCGCGCCCACGGCUCCGCUGGUCACACCAGGAACACUCUCCUAUUCGGCUGCAUCCGCUCAGGCCGUUCCUGCUCCCAGCCCCGCCUCGGCAUCCAUCAAACCACUCAAAGCGGAACCCCCGCGUCCGGUGCAGCAGCAACUGGACGAGUGGACCAACAAGUACGCCGAGUACCUGACGCGCCACAAGACCAACUUGGCGCCGAUCAGCCUGCGUCCGCGAGGACUGACCAACAGGUCAAACUACUGCUACAUCAACUCGAUCCUGCAGGCCCUGCUCGGCUGCUCGCCGUUCUACAACCUGCUGCGCUCCAUUCCCAAGCAGGCGGCUGUCCUGAGCGAGGUCAAAACGCCCACUGUGAACGCCAUGAUGUCUUUUAUGACCAACUUUUCCUCGCUGCCCAGCGGUCUUCGCUUGCGCCUGAACAACCUCAACAAGGGAUCCCAGAGCAAGGGCAAGGACGAGUUUGUGGGCUCAGACUUGCAAUGCGACAUGGCCUUUGAACCCACAGAGAUCUACAAGCUGUGGAACGACAGCCGCGAGGAGCACGUGGAAGGUCGUCAGGAGGACGCCGAAGAAUUCUUGGGCUAUGUUCUUAACAAGCUGAACGACGAGAUGCUGGAGGUGAUUAAGCUGAUUGAUAAGCCCACACCCCAGCAAAAUGGCCAGGAACCCGCGGAACCAGAGGAUGGCGGCGAUGUUUGGCAGAUGAUUUGCAACAAUCGUAACAAGGGCAGUGUGACCCGCCAGACCGACUUUGGACGCACUCCCGUAAGCGAUAUCUUCCGGGGAGAACUGCGUUCCCGGCUGCAGCGUGAAGGAGAACACUCCACGGAUGUGAUUCAGCCUUUCUUUACGCUUCAACUGAACAUCGAAAAAGCUGCAUCUGUGAAGGAGGCACUGGAGAUUCUAGUGGGUCGCGAUCAGCUGGAGGGAGUCACAGGCAGCAAAACCAAGCAGGAGGUGGUGGCCUGGCAGCAGAUGACGCUGGAGAAGCUGCCCGUCGUCCUGAUAUUGCAUUUAAAGUACUUCGACUACCGCUCUGAUGGGUGCACAAAGAUUUUGAAGAAGGUGGAGUUCCCUGUGGAACUGAAGAUCGAUGCCAAAAUCCUCGGCUCAAAGAAGACCUCGCAGAAGCAGCGCGCCUAUCGCCUGUUUGCAGUCGUCUACCACGACGGCAAGGAGGCGUCGAAGGGCCACUACAUCACGGACGUGUUCCACACGGGCUACAGCAGCUGGCUGCGCUACGACGACAGCUCGGUGAAGCCGGUCAGCGAGAAGCACGUUCUCCAGCCGCACACGCCUCGUGUGCCCUACCUGCUGUACUACCGCCGUUCAGACACCCUGCCACCGCAGCAGCAGCAAAGCCAGCAGCAGAAUGGCGGGGGAUCAGGUGGAGUCGUGGGCAGCAGCUCCUCGUCAUCGAAUGCCGGGGAUAACAAGUGAAGAGGAACGACAACGGAGCGUUGUAAAAAUACAUCAGAACUUUAAGUGCUAGCGAUAUACUACAUAUAUUUUUGUGUCCGUGCGUGUGAGCGAGAAUGCGAGUUUGGUUUUAUAUGCAUAUACAUAUACAAAUUAACAAAUUAACAAUUAGAUAUAUUCGCGCGGUAUAUAUUUAAGCCCAAAGUCCAAAGCGCAUGACCGUGUGUUAGAGUACGAUUGUGUGAGAAAGAACAUUAGCUCUAAGCUAGACUAGAAUUAAGAUAGAGUAGAGAAAUAGGCAGCAAAAGAAACUCGUUGGAACGAAAACUUUGUACAAAGAGAAACGAAAGAACUCUGUAAACUAAACAGCGAGUAAAUUAACAUAUAACUUAGUGCUAAAUUUACAAAAUCCUUCAGCGUAGCGAAACCCCCCAAUAUCUGUGGCACAAAAGCUCUCCCAGAUGUUAGAAGUAGUGGAUGUUAGAAAUGCCCUUACGUUCCCCUGAAAUUUUGGCGAUAUGUUAUGACAAACGCUUUGAGCUGUAUAUAUACACAAAUAAUCAUAUAUUGUAGUUGAUCAGUUUCGCGGCAUGCACCAUGCAUUUAAACAAACCAACCCAGCAACAAUAUAUAUAUCGAAUGCUUUGAAUAUGCUUUAAAGAAAAAUAUACAUUUAGAACCAAGGUGUUUUCCACACAAAGAGUAAAUACAGGCAGUGGUGGUCAGAGCAAUGGCCGCAAGCAUCUCAGCAUCUGCAAGCCAAAUUGGAUUACUUUGGUUAUGGUCUCGAAGACCAAAUCAAAUAGUUUCUUCCUUUACUAACGAUUUUUGCUCAGGUAGAUGGAAGUUUGAACAUGAAAGUAACGAGCUGAACACAUUAUCUUCACGGCCACUUACUAGACCACUACUGCACAUUGCAUUGCAUAUAGGCAGCAAAAUAAGUUAACAUCGCGUUCAUUUUGUAAUUUAUUUUAUAUGUUGUUUAGUUUUAUACGUAAUCAGUAAUCAGUUAGGCAAGCAGAUUCAUACAUAUUACAUAUACGAAACUUGUUAUUCAUAGUUAGAGAAACUUUUUUGGGGAUUGUCCCCGGCUUGGAUGCGAUGUGUUUGCCUUCAUGAUAUUCGAGUUCUUAACUUUCUUUCCUCAGACCUAGAGCAUUUAGUUUGUACAUCAUGUUAGAGAAAUGUGUUGGGAUUGUAACGAAAGAUUUAAAAGGAAAUAAUAAUUAUUUGUAAUCGGGUACGAACUAAAGCUAAUCAACCAUACUAGUUAAUAGAUGUCUUACAAACGUAUACACCCAUAUAUAUUUUCUUAAGCUAUAUAAUCUAAACGCGUAUAUAUUAUUUAUAGAUAUCGUGCCAAUGUUAAAACAUCUAAAAAUUUUCAAAAACCAAAAAAAAAGUUAAUUCGAGUAAGAAGACAUUAUAACUUGUCAAAGCUUGUCAGUGGCUAAACAAAAAGGGAAUAAUACAAUUAAUUAACGAAUAAUAACUUCUUAUCAUUUGUUUGAUGACUACAAUUUUCAAACACCAUAAAAGCAAAAAAGAAAGAAAUCAUUGCAGGCUUUUAAAUGAUCGUUUAAAAAUAUUUAAAGAUUACUGAAGUGCGUGCUGAUUUAACCGAUGAGUAAUCGUUCUCAAAUGGAUUGUUAUUCUGCAAUGCACCUAAGAACCCGGUCUUUAUUGGUGAGGGAAUAAGCUGAAGUCUUCAAAUAAUCUUGGGGUAAUCAUAUAAUAGUGGAAUGCAUUGGCAUAUUUCGCAUAUAUUAUGAAUAGGACUCAAAAGCGAAACCAUAAAUAUAAAUCUACAUAUAUAUAUAUAUAUAUUUUGAUGUUAUACAUAUAUGAACUAAUUUUAAGCGAAAUUAUAGGAUUUUUAUAGAAACUUGUACGCGUCUGCGUUUCGCUAGUUACAAAUAGGUUCCUAAAACUAUACGCAAAAACAAAAAAAAAGAUGAUACAACCACAAAACGGAAAGAAAUGUAAAAGCAAAGGAAUAUUGAAAAACAAUAAUAUUAUUACUGAUACAUGUAGUUUAAAGCCAAGCUAAAACCAUAAACAGUAACAUUUAACUGGAAACAAACAAACAAUACAUAUAAAUUUAUAAAUCCAAUUUAUACAAAAACCACGCAAAGCAAAGAAAAAUGAAAAGAUUGAAUGAAGUUGAAUUACCAUUUAUAUAUUUUUGCAAGCGAAAUUAGAAUGUCAAACAUAAACGAAUGAAACACGUAGCAUAGAACUAAAGCCGUAAAAUUGUAAAGUUUUCGCUUAUUUAAAAAUAUUAUUUUUUUUUGUAUUGUUAUGUAAUUUAUGGAAUACUCCAAAAAUGAUUGUAUUUUUUUAAUUAUCUACCAGCACUUAUUGUUAUGUCCAAGCUGAAAAGUGUGUUUUAAAGCCGUUGUGGAAAUGGAAUCGAUAUCUGAAUUUAUAUCAUAUUUAACCAAGUAUCCUUUUUUUUUCGUAAGUCUCCAACUGCCUGAUGGUCUUGAAACGCACCGUUCUGUGUCCUAUUUUUUGCUAUUAUAACCAAAACACGAUUUUCUUUGUAUCUUUUGAUGAAUUUUGUAAUAUCCUUUUGACAUUCUGUUGUCCCCGAUUUAUGUAUGUUUUAGUUUUAAGUAGUUUCUAAGGCUGUGUAACUAACUAACAUAAGUAAUAAUCCAUUUGGCGUUUGGCCAGGCAUGGAGAGGGAUCUUUGCCCCGAUUGUUGUAAUUAAGUUUGCCGGACAAUUUUUGUUUAUUUCGAUUUCGCAACCUUUUCCUACUUUUUGCGGCCUCUGGCCAGAGGCUCCUCCGAUAAACAGAUAAACAGAAAUUGGCAAGUGCACUUACUAAACGUAUAACGAGGAUUAGCAUGUAAUCGGGGAGGAAGUCGGAUUAAUCGAGCUGCUCUAAGUACGCUUAGCCAGCUGACAAACUAAUAUUACGAGUUUUGUAAACGAAAGUUUUCUAAGGCCAGACGAUGAGUGGAUGGCUGAGUGUGUGGAAGGCGAUGGCCAAACAGCAAAGAAUAACAAGACACUAGAUGUUUAACAAUGCGAAAUGAUUAACAAACACAAUCUGAAGUGAAAUAAUUAGUCCACAUUUAGUCUAAAGAAAGAAACCAUGCUAAAGUAAAUCUACAAACUAAAACGAAUUCAGUUAAACUAAGUAAACUUAACAAGCGGAUAUGUACCAUGGAAAGCUAAAUCAUAAACAAUCGAAAUGAAAUGAAACAUUAUCUAGCAAUAAAAUAAACGAGUGAUUUCAUUGCCACAA